Messenger RNA from Physeter macrocephalus (sperm whale), 4812 nucleotides. It is a transcript of the gene LOXL4, whose product is annotated as lysyl oxidase like 4. Lineage: Eukaryota; Metazoa; Chordata; Mammalia; Artiodactyla; Physeteridae. Gene Ontology annotation, biological process: peptidyl-lysine oxidation; collagen fibril organization. Gene Ontology annotation, cellular component: membrane. Gene Ontology annotation, molecular function: copper ion binding; protein-lysine 6-oxidase activity. Bases 34 to 2298 code for a protein of 754 amino acids. The transcript is spliced from 14 exons. The record is from RefSeq and is a predicted model, not a curated record.
GCCUUGACCCCAGCAGCCCUUGAAGUCACCACAAUGUGGUCCCUACCAGCUGCCUUCCCCCUGCUCCUGCUGCUGGGCCAGACCUCUCCCAGCAGGCUGCAGUCACUGAGCACCAUGAAGCUACGGCUGGUGGGCCCAGGGAGCAGGCUGGAGGAGGGCCGCCUGGAGGUGCUGCACCAGGGCCAGUGGGGCACCGUGUGUGAUGACGACUUUGCGCUUCAGGAGGCCACAGUGGCCUGCCGCCAGCUGGGCUUUGAAGCCGCCUUGACCUGGGCCCACAGCGCCAAGUAUGGCCCAGGGGAGGGACGCAUCUGGCUGGACAACGUUCACUGUGUGGGCACAGAGAGCUCCCUGGACCAGUGCAGGUCUAAUGGCUGGGGCGUCAGUGACUGCAGCCACUCGGAGGACGUCGGGGUGGUGUGCCACCCGCAGCGCCAGCGUGGCUACCUUUCUGAGAGGGUCUCCAAUGCCCUCGGGCACCAGGGCCGGCGGCUGGAGGAGGUGCGGCUCAAGCCCAUCCUUGCCAGUGCCAAGAGGCAGAGCCUGGUGACCGAGGGAGCUGUGGAGGUGAAGUACGAGGGCCACUGGCGGCAGGUGUGUGACCAGGGCUGGACCAGGAACAACAGCAGGGUGGUGUGCGGGAUGCUGGGCUUCCCCAGCGAGGCGCCUGUCGUCAGCCACUACUACAGGAAAGUCUGGAAUUCGAAGAUGAAGGAUCCCAAGUCUAGACUGAAGAGCCUGACAAAGAAGAAUUCCUUCUGGAUCCACCGGGUCAACUGCCUGGGAACAGAGCCCCACAUGGCCAACUGCCAGGUGCAGGUGGCACCAGCCCAGGGCAAGCUGCGGCCGGCCUGCCCGGGGGGCAUGCAUGCUGUGGUCAGCUGUGUGGCAGGGCCCCUCUUCCGCCCUCUGAAGGCGAAGCCCGGGAGCAAGGAGUCCUGGGCAGAGGAGACGAGCAUGCGCCUCCGCUCCGGGGCCCAGGUGGGCGAGGGCCGGGUGGAGGUGCUCAUGAACCGCCGGUGGGGCACGGUCUGCGACCACGGGUGGAACCUCAUCUCCGCCAGCGUCGUGUGUCGUCAGCUCGGCUUCGGCUCUGCUCGGGAGGCCCUCUUUGGGGCCCAGCUGGGCCAAGCGCUGGGGCCCAUCCACCUGAGUGAGGUGCGCUGCGGGGGAUAUGAGCGGACCCUCAGUGACUGCCCCUCCCUGGAAGGCUCCCAGAAUGGUUGCCAACAUGACAAUGAUGCUGCCGUGAGAUGCAACAUCCCUAACUUGGGCUUCCAGGAUCAGGUGCGCUUGGCCGGCGGACGCAGCCCCGAGGAGGGGGUGGUGGAGGUGCAGGUGGACGUGAACGGGGUCCAGCGCUGGGGGGCCGUGUGCAGCGACCACUGGGGCCUCAGUGAAGCCAUGGUGGCCUGCCGACAGCUUGGCCUGGGCUUUGCCAGCCAUGCCAUCAAGGACACCUGGUACUGGCAGGGGACGCCGGGGGCCGGAGAAGUGGUGAUGAGCGGGGUGCACUGCUCAGGCACAGAGCUGGCCUUGCAGCAGUGUCAAAGGCACGGGCCGGUGCACUGCUCCCACGGCACAGGGCGCUUCUCAGCCGGAGUCUCCUGCACAGACAGUGCUGCAGACCUCGUGCUGAACGCCCAGCUAGUGCAGGAGACGGCCUACCUGGAGGACCGCCCGCUCAGCCAGCUGUACUGUGCUCAUGAAGAGAACUGCCUCUCCCAGUCAGCUGACCGCAUGGACUGGCCCUACGGACACCGGCGCCUCUUGCGCUUCUCCUCACAGAUCCACAACCUGGGCCGGGCCGACUUUCGUCCCAAGACAGGACGCCACAGCUGGAUUUGGCACCAGUGCCACAGGCACUACCACAGCAUUGAGGUCUUCACCCACUAUGACCUACUCACUCUCAAUGGCUCCAAGGUUGCUGAGGGGCACAAGGCCAGCUUCUGUCUAGAGGACACAAAUUGCCCUACAGGAAUGCAGAGGCGCUACGCAUGUGCCAACUUUGGGGAACAGGGCGUGACCGUUGGCUGCUGGGACACCUACCGACAUGACAUUGAUUGCCAGUGGGUGGAUAUCACAGACGUGGGCCCUGGGGAUUAUAUCUUCCAGGUGGUCGUGAACCCCAAGCUCGAGGUGGCAGAGUCCGAUUUCUCGAACAACGUGAUGCGGUGCCGCUGCAAAUAUGACGGGCAACGGGUCUGGCUGCACGACUGCCACACAGGGGACUCGCACCGAGCUGACACAGAGCGCUCCCUGGAGCAGGAGCGGCGUCUCAGGAACAACCUCAUCUGAAGGUGCCCCUGCGCGCCCCCAGCUGCUGCCCACACACCAGAUACCUCAGCUUAUCGGGGCCAUGCCCUUCACAGAGCCCUAACUCAGAGGGUAAGGGGCCAGUGCCCAGGGGCACCAAGAACCUGCUCAGGAAGCCUUUUGAUGGCAAGAUCACCAAACCAGGACGGCACUGCUCCCUCAGGAUGGCUCUGGGUCUGUCCCCUGAGGGCCUUUGGUCUCUGGACUGUGGCCUUCAGGCUUUGUUCAGCUGAGCUCCUCUUCCUUAGGAGACCCAGUCUUUCCCGGAUCUUGCCCCAGAGUUCCUGGUUCAGGAGCUGUCAGUUCCUUAGGAAUGGACUGUGGCCCAGUCCCCCAUCUAAAUGGUGCUUUGCAAAUGUCUUGGAGGAGGACCAAAGUACACAGGAGGAGAGGUCAGCUCUCUGCUAGGAGCUCUGUGCAACACAACUUGUAUCAAAGUCACAAAUGGCAAAGAAGCUGGUGAAUUCAGUCCCUUGCUUGAUAUGUCCCCAUUCAGAAUUCAGCUACCAUACUCUCUGUCUGUUCUUUAGUGCCCUUACCUUUAUCCUACUGCACAUAUGGGUGUUUCUAAUAUCCCUGGAAGCUUAGGCCUCAAGCAUCCCCUUAUCUCCUGACGGGCCCAAACCACCAGUUACUGAGUGCUUGAGACGGGGCAAGAUCCACAGGAGUGGCCAGAUAUGGCCUUCCCGCAGAGCAGCAAGAGGAGGCGGAACAGAAAGAGUCCCGGGGUGCUGCGGACCCCAGCUGCUGCCAGGCCCUCUGCCAAGGGAAGAACACUUGCCCUAAUCCCAGCAGGCAAGGUCACCGUGCGCCUCAGGACUGGCCUAAAGGUCAGGUCCCCCAGGCUUCUGGAGUGAAUUUUGCAUUGAAUAAAGUUUUGCAGUGGAAAGAACAUGGGUCAAACAGGCCGCUCAUCUCUGCAGGAAAAAGAAGACAGGUCUGGUAGAGUGGAGGACAGGAGACUACGGAGAGGUCAGAAGGGGGAACAUUUAAUUUAGUUAAGGACUAAAGCUAGGAAAGGCCACCAUCCCUGCUUGACGUGGCUGUGAUAGGCCCUUGCUCAAGUGAUAUAAAAUCCCAUGGUCUUCCUGGACAUGAUUCUUUAUCCUGUCUCCACUAAGACACACUUGAGAGAUGAUCCUUACAGGUCUGAUGCCCUAAUGCCAAUAAAGGUUGCUCACUGUGGACUGCUAUAGACAAGACUGGCUGUGAUUCUUGGCAGUUCCCAGCAGCCUAACUCUACCCCUUUUCACUCCUGGUGACCUGGUUACUAAGAUGUGUGGAGCCCACACACUACUCACAACAGCCCCACUGCACUUCUCCGACAUCAGCCUACAGUCUGCUUCGCAAUUCCCUCCCUAGGCUCCGUGGUGAAACGUGGGUUGGAAAGGUUAAGGGAUGAAAAGUAAGAGGAAAGAAGGAAAAGUCCAAAGAUGGUACGCUUUUACAACCAAGGCUGCAAGGCCAGAGUGAAUGGCGGUAGAUGCGGCAAAAUUACAAUCGUCUUCCCGUCCUCACACAUGAGAGCUGCCCUUCCUUAGCCAGUACAAAGGGACCCGCUCUGGGGUAUCCUCUGUGAAUACAAAGAGGUGCGCUUUUCCUUCUUCUCCUCUACCAUUCCUCUUCUCAACUGCCUCACCUCCUUCAUUAGUGCAGAGGGAGCACUAUACUUUGGCAUAUGGCAGUUUAGGUAAACAAGGGAAGGACUGAUUUCCUGUUGGAUCCAGCAGACAUCUCCCAAACAGUAACAACAUUAUACUCACUCGCAUAUGCACCCAAUGGUCUGUGAAAGAACGUGUAGCUGGCGGGGGAGCGUGUGGUGACUGAUGACUAGAUUCAGGCAGGGAGGUUACCCACAGCUUCUGGCUGGAUCCAAGUUUCCAAGAAGGCCAGAAAAAGCAGGCCAGGCAGCCAGCCACCGGCUCUGGCCUCAGUCUUGCUGCCCACAUCACACAUUUGAUAGGUGCAGCCAGUUCUAAUUCUCGGAAAAAGCUAUACAAGGGUUGUGCUGUUACACCUCAAACUUGAAAGGGAAGGAUAUGGGAAGAUGCGGCUGGCAUGACUUGUAACUAGAUGAGGAAUGUUAGCAGAAUACCAACCACCAAAUUCCAGACAGAACCAAAAAUGUCUGAUGAUCUUUGCCUCGGCGUUCUUGUCUCAGAGAAACUGAAGUACUAGGAACCUCAGCUUACCAUUCAGAUGCCUAAUUUAUUCCUGUUCCACAAAGACUUCCACUCCAUGAGGAGUAUACUGGAACUCAAGGGGAAUGUAUCUAUCUACUAUAAAUUCCAGGUGAUACUGGGAUUCAGAAGUUCAACAUACAGGAAGCAACAUAUAACACACAGCAGAGUGCGUUAGCUGUCUUCUCAAAUAUCUACCAAAGGAGCCAGUGGCAGCUACAGGGUGCUCUCCAGUUAGCUCAGUGUACAAAGGCAUGGUGUAGAUAUGACCAAGGAUCUGGUUCCUGUCUGGACAAGAUCAAGUAGUCCGUGCUGG